Messenger RNA from Drosophila obscura, 2028 nucleotides. RefSeq names its product putative inorganic phosphate cotransporter. Lineage: Eukaryota; Metazoa; Arthropoda; Insecta; Diptera; Drosophilidae. The record is from RefSeq and is a predicted model, not a curated record. The transcript has 3 exons. Gene Ontology annotation, biological process: transmembrane transport; monoatomic anion transport. Gene Ontology annotation, molecular function: transmembrane transporter activity. Gene Ontology annotation, cellular component: plasma membrane. The coding region runs from base 104 to 1588 and encodes 494 amino acids.
AAUAGCGAGCAGGGCCACAAGCGAUCCGCCAACCAAACGGUGCAGACCACCACCCCUAGAUCCUCCCCUGCUCCGCCCUCGUUCGGUUCAGUGCUCGUAAAAUAUGACCCACAAAGGAGCUAAGGGGCCGCGCAUUGGCAUUCGCCAUCUGCAAUCUUUCCUGCUCUUCCUGGGCCUCACCGUGAUGCACAUUGCCCGCCUCAACGUGAGUGUGGCCAUCGUGGCAAUGACCAAUGCGGCCACAACGAAUCCCAACUUUCCGGAAUACGAGUGGACGGAGAAGCACAAAUCGUACAUACUGUCCAGCUUCUACUGGGGCUACAUCGUGACCCUCUGUCCGGGCAGCUUCCUGUGUCGUCGGUACGGCGCGAAGGUCGUCCUGUUCAUUGCCAGCUGCGGCACGGCUGUCUUCAGCGUGAUGACCCCGUGGUGCAUAUCCUGGGGCGGCUGGCAGGUGUUCUGCGCCAUCCGCAUCCUGCAGGGUCUGUUCCAGGGCGUGAUCUUCCCCUGCGUGACGGAGCACCUGGCGAUGUGGUCGCCGCCCGAGGAGCGCAAUCGCCUGGGAGCCUUCAGCUACACGGGAACCGACUGCGGCACGGUACUGGCCAUGUUCAUCAGUGGAAUGAUUGCCGAGAGUGCCAUGGGCUGGCCGGGCAUCUCGUAUGUCUCGGGUGCCCUGUGCGCCGCCUGGUGUCUCCUCUGGCUGAUCCUCGGCUCCAAUAAUGCGCCCGAGUCGCGGUUCAUUGGCGAAGCGGAGUGCAAGUAUAUCGAGUCCUCGCUGCAGCACAACGAAGACUUCCACGAUCGCACCAUCCCCAUUCCCUGGAAGGCCAUCUGGACGUCCGUUCCGUUCCUGGCGCUGCUCGUGACCCGUUGCGCCGAGACCUAUGGACUGAGCACGCUCCAGGCGGAGCUGCCCUCCUACAUGAACGGCGUACUCAACAUGGACAUCCAGAGCAAUGCGGUGUUCUCGUCGCUGCCGUUCCUGGCCAUGUGGCUGCUCUCCUAUGUCUACCUGAUCGCGGCCGAUGUCCUGCUCAAGAAGAAGUGCCUGUCUCUAACGGCCGUGCGGAAGGUGUUCAAUACGCUCUCCUUCUGGAUACCGGCGGCCGCCCUGAUCGCCAUUGGGUUCCUCAACGAGGACAACAAGGUGCUGGCCAUUACGCUGAUGACACUCAGCGUGGGCGUCAACAGUGGGGCUACGAUCGGCAGCUCCCUCAAUACCAUCGACCUCUCGCCCAACCAUGCCGGAAUUCUGAUCGGCUUGAGCAAUACGGUGGCGAAUAUAAUACCCAUCCUCACGCCACUGAUUGCCGGGGAGAUCGUGACCGAUAAGCACGAUCGUGGCCAAUGGCAGAUCGUCUUUGGGCUGGCUGCCAUCAUUUUCUUUGUGGGAAACUGUGUGUUCCUCGUGUGGGGCACGGCCCAGGCACAGCCCUGGGAUGCGGAUGACUAUCUGAAGCCCAAGGAUGCCGAGUCGUGCAGCCAGAAGAAGAGUCCACCGCCUGCGAUCGCGCCACCCAUCGAUCCCGUCUUGGAGCUGCAAAUUAGCUGGCCAGAGCGGUACACUGUGAUGGCGACGGACUGAAUGAUUUGUGGCGGAAGUCGAGUCGAACAAUUGAUUUUGUUAAUCAGUAUUAACUAUAAGUAGGUUGUAAUUUAUAUUUAUUCUAUUUAUAAGGCGUGACAUGAGCGCGGGACUUGAGUAAAUUUAUUUAUUUUCAAUAGAUUCGAUUCGAUUUGAUUCGCUUUGUUCUGUUGCCAAACGCUUGUGAUUUGGGCACUCCAAUCGAGGACCCUAAUCUAAUCUCUUAAUUUAUCUUAUAAAUGUAUAUAAGCACUCAUAUUUAUACGGGAUUUUCACACCACUCGCGACCAAGUCUCAAUGGUGCUGCACCAGAGACAAGUGGAUCGGAUCGGCUCGGAUCGCAGCUCUGGCUCUGUGGCUACUCUCCCCACGAAAAACAAUCGCCACAGCUGUUUGGGGUACAUACAAGAAUAAUGAACAAAAAAAUUGUGAUACUUAGA